CAUCCCUUAUCUGUCCAACAUAGGUUUCACGCAGCCACGCGCUCCCAUGAUAGAAUUGGCGGCGCGGCCAUGGCAGCACUCUUGCUCCCGGACGACCUCCUCCUCGAGAUCCUCAUCCGCGUGAAGGAUGCGGCUGCCCUGUUCCGAUGUGCCACGACGUGCAAGCAGUGGUGCCAUCUCAUCGCCGAUCUGUCCUUUCUUCGACGCCGCUGGCCACAAGACGCCAACCACUCAUCCUCCACCUUCGUCGGCUUCCUCACCAUGGGCGACAACGGCUAUGCCAUUCUAACCGGUGCGGAUUGCUGGUCCGACUGUGAGUCAUCGCAGCCGGUUGAGCCGCACAACUCGUCUUUCUUCAAAGUCGUAAUCGUCGGCUCGGGCUGCCAUGAUGUCAAGUAUAGUGUCUAUGUGUUCUCGUCUGACAAAGGAAGCUGGAGUGUCGUGCAUACCAAUUUCUUGGACAUUACUCAAGAAUCGGGCCACUACAGGCUGUUUAGCGAUGCCAUUGUGUGCCGUGGCAUGGCACAAUGGGUAUUUAUUUAUACCGCAGAACAAUAUUUUCGUGUCAUAAGUCUGAAUGCCCGGACGGGCAACAUCUCUACCACAAAGCACCGUUUCAAAAUUAAUUACGACUUCCUCCAGACUAACCCGUGCCUUGCUCUAGCCAUGGAUGAGAGACUAUCACUGGUAAGUACUCAAUGGAAAAUUCCCCAACUGGGUAUCUGGCAACAAAAAGAAAACCAACAAAAUAUUAAAGCUACAUCCGAAUGGCUAUGCACCCGGACCAUCGAGCUAAAACUACUUGAGAAGAUGACUCGAGGAAGAGAGCUACGUGUCUUGGGGGAGAAGUGCGGCACACUGCUCAUUUGCGACGACGACCGCAAGCUCAUUUACACCAUCGCCCUCGAAACUGGGACGAUUGAGGAGGUGGAGGAUUGGCCACGUGGUGUCCACAUAUCCCCGUCGGAUGCCAUAGCCAUGGAGAUUGAGUGGCCUGCAAUCUUCGUUUCUCGGCUUACAAGGGAGUUCAAGUGUGCCCUGCCACCUCCAAAUGACGAGACAACACCAACGAUUAAAAGGUGGCAUCGAAAAAGAAGCAGCAAUAUGAAGGGUAUGGUCCACAGCAGCAUACCAAAGAAGGUGAAGCAGCAUGGCGCGGCGGCAUAAGGAACUGGAUUCAUUCUUUAUUAUUACUAGAAGAACGCCCGUGCGUUGCA
Messenger RNA from Triticum aestivum (bread wheat), 1217 nucleotides. RefSeq lists its product as uncharacterized. NCBI's taxonomy places the organism in Eukaryota, Viridiplantae, Streptophyta, Magnoliopsida, Poales, Poaceae. Gene Ontology annotation, molecular function: protein binding. The coding region runs from base 70 to 1167 and encodes 365 amino acids. The record is from RefSeq and is a predicted model, not a curated record. The transcript has 2 exons.